UGCCUUUAAGGCUGUAUAAAUAAUUUCAUAUGGUUACAAUGUUGUAAAAAUGUUUUAAUAAGUUAAGUAAUCCUUUCGAUCUUGUAAUAAUAGAUAAUUCAUAGUUUAAGUUGAAAAAAUAUUGUCGUGAAACGCUACUUCCGGUUUCGCCGCGCUACUUCCGGUUUCGCUACAGGAUGUUAUGAAGUAGCCAUGUUGUGGAAUGCGGUCAGACUUACAUCUGUUGCCAUCUGCUGUGAUUCAUUAACGAGGCAAUGCCUUUUCACCGCUCAGUAAAGAAAAUUACAAGCUAGUACAGUCUCCUGGGUUCUUUGCUGGUGGUUUAGCUACGCGUUUCCUCAAGACGCUACAGUGAAAAGGCAGCAUCUGAUGUGUCAUCGUGAUCAAGAUGGCAGCAAGAAAUAAAUCUGCGACAAGUCAAACCGGCAGCACAUGCUCAUCCGUAGGAAGCGCUGCUCGUGCCCGAGCUAAAGCAGAAGCAGCAAAGGUGAGAGCGUCGUUUGCAAAUAAAGAAGCAGAGCUAAAAGUGGAAAAAGCUGAAAGUGAACUACAAAAAAUGAAAAUUGACACAGCGCUAGAAGUGUUAGCAUGGCAAAGAGAAGCUCAUGCUGCAGAAGCAGAGGCUGAAGUGCUAGAAAAUGCAGAGGCAAUACAAGAUGAACAUGAGAGCAGAAAUUCUUUAUUGGACAGUGUAAAAAGAGAAAGAACAAAUUACUAUGUGCAAUCACAAAGCGAAAUUCAACCUCCAAUCGUACAAGUAUCAGCUACACCAACGCAACACAAGGCCUCAGAUAACUCAUUAGUAACAUGGGAUCCAUCUGAGGAAGAUGCUUUUGAGCCACCACCUGUCAGCAUUAGGCCAAAGUUCACGUUCAAGAAGACAGCUUUGCCAAUUCAAACCAAACUUGGGACAAAACCAAAAGUAGAACAAACAAAGAACGCUCUUAGUCCACACGCAUCCCCAUUCAUGCCUCAUUACAAUAAUGCAGCGAGCUUACCUCACCCAGCUGAGCCGUUUGCCCAAUAUAUGGCACGUCGAGACCUGAUCACAUCUGGCCUCUAUCAAUAUGACGAUAGGCCAGAGAACUUCAGAGCAUGGUACUCUUCAUUCAGUGGUGCUAUAGCAGAAGUCCACCUGACACCGACUCAAGAGUUAGAUCUCAUGACCAAAUGGCUGGGAAAGGAAUCUAGUAGUCAGGUGAAGCGCAUACGCUCAGUACACGUCAACAACCCCAGUGCAGCCCUAAAGAGAGCAUGGGAGAGGCUUUGUGAGUGUUAUGCAGCCCCCGAAGUGAUCGAAAAGUCACUCUUUCAGCGAUUGGAUAGCUUUCCAAGAUUAACAACAAAGGACAAUGUCAAACUGCGCGAACUAGGGGAUCUCCUCCAAGAGAUUCAAGGAGCCAAGGAAGACGGCUAUCUUCCUGGUUUGUCGUAUCUGGACACUUCACGAGGAAUAGGUCCAAUAGUCGACAAGCUCCCGUACCCACUCCAAGAUAGGUGGAUGACUCAGGGUUCUAACUACAAAGAAGAUCAUAAUGGUUGUUUCCCACCCUUUCAUUACUUUUGUGCUUUUAUCUGCAAAGAGGCAAAGAAACGCAAUGACCCAAGUUUCACCCAACAAAAUAGUCAAACGUACAUUAAACAAGAAAGAUCCAACCCUAAGAGCUUUAACUCACCCAGACCUAUCGCUGUGCACAAAACAAACAUUACAACUACAAACAACGACAUAAACAACAACUGCCCACUGCACAGUAAGCCACAUCCACUAAAGAAAUGCAGGACAUUCAGGUACAAACCAUUGGAGGAAAGAAAGGCCUUCCUCAAAGAGAGAGGAAUAUGUUUUAAAUGCUGCUCUUCAGACACUCAUCUCGCUAAGGACUGUAAAUCUACAGUAAAGUGCACUGAAUGUGACAGCACACGCCAUGACACCGUCAUGCAUCCAGGUCCUCCACCUCAAAACAAGGCUCCUUCACCUGCUCAAGAGGACGGCGGGGAGGGAGAAAAACAACCCGACAAUGUCGAUGUAACAUCAAGCUGUACCAAGGUGUGUGCCCAAGGUCAAUGGGGUCGCUCAUGUUCGAAAAUAUGUCUCGCCAGGGUGUAUCCAAAGGGUGAAAAAGAAAGUGCAGUUAAAGCUUAUGUAAUCCUGGACGACCAGAGCAAUCGUUCCUUAGCUAGGCCUGAGUUCUUUGAACUUUUUAAUAUUAAAACCAAGCCUUUCUGCUACAACUUAAGAACAUGCUCCGGGCUUGUUGAAACACAGGGCAAGAUGGCUGAAGGUUUCCUGAUCGAGUCGCUUGAUGAAUCAGUCAUCAUCCCACUACCUCCUCUUAUUGAAUGUCCAGACAUUCCCAACAAUAGGAGUGAAAUCCCAACUCCAAGCGCUGUGCUGCACCAGCCUCAUCUUCGUCCCAUAGCCAAAUGCAUUCCUGAGUUAGAUCCUCAGGCUGAAAUUCUCCUGUUGCUAGGUCGAGACAUCUUACGUGCACACAAGGUUAGAGAACAACUCAAUGGGCCUCAUCAUUCUCCGUUUGCCCAACGGCUAGAUUUAGGGUGGGUCGUAGUUGGAGAGGUGUGCCGGGGUAAGGUUCAUAAACACACGGUCAACACGUUCAAGACGACGAUUCUCGAAAAUGGCCGUCCAACAGUUUUCGGACUCUGUGACAACUUUCUGCAACUCACAGCAAUGCCACGCACUAAAAGACAGGAUAAGGCACCUGAACAAACUCUCGGAAAAACAGUAUUCAAUCGCACAGAAAACGACAACAAACCAGCUCCAUCUAUCGAGGACAUUCUCUUCUUGGAGAUUAUGGACAAAGGAAUGUAUAGAGAUGACAAGAAUAAUUGGGUAGCACCCCUUCCCUUCAAAGAACCUCGCCAACAGAUGCCAAACAACAGGGAGCUUGCAGUCAGUCGGUUUUUGUCUCUCAAAAGAAACUUACAGAGAAAACCUCAAAUGCAAGAGCAAUACGUCGAGUUCAUGCAAGGCAUUUUCUCCAAUGGUCAUGCUGAAGUGGCUCCUCCACUGAAGCAAGGUGAAGAGUGCUGGUAUCUUCCAACGUUCGGGGUUUAUCACCCACAAAAGCCCAAUAAGAUCAGAGUUGUUUUUGAUUCCAGUGCCCAGUAUUCCGGCGUCUCCCUCAACAGCGUCCUUCUCUCCGGGCCUGAUUUGAACAACAGUUUGCUUGGGGUCCUCCUACGAUUUCGGAAAGAGGCAGUUGCCAUUAUGGCAGACAUACAGCAAAUGUUUCAUUGUUUCCUGGUGCGUGACGACCACCGAAAUUAUCUCCGUUUUCUGUGGCAUAAGGACAAUGAUGUAAAUAAGGAGGUCAUCGAAUAUCGAAUGAAGGUCCAUGUAUUUGGAAACUCGCCAUCACCUGCAGUAGCCGUUUAUGGAUUGCGCAAAGCCAUCCAGGAAGGGGCAAAGGACUAUGGCGCCGACACAGUCAAGUUUGUGGAAAGGCAUUUUUACGUUGACGAUGGCUUGAUCUCUGUGCCUUCUCCAGCUGAAGCAAUUGACUUGCUCCAAAGAACAAAAGCCGCUCUUGCUGAGUCCAAUCUUCGUUUGCACAAGUUUGUCUCUAAUUCUCGAGCAGUCACAGAAGCCUUUUGUCCUGACGAUUGUGCAACAAUCAUUAAAGGCCUAGAUCUGGAAGGUGAAGAAACUCAGUCACAACGAAGCCUAGGUCUCAUUUGGGAAAUAAUGACAGACACUUUCACCUUCUCAGUGGCCACUGCAAUUAAACCAUUCACUCGCCGAGGUGUUUUGUCUUCUGUUAACAGCAUCUUUGAUCCUCUGGGUCUGUUGGCACCUGUCACUAUCCAAGGAAGAGCGCUACUCCGUGAACUAUCAUCAGAGUGUUCAGAAUGGGAUGCACCUCUUCCGGAGAACAAGCAAAACAAAUGGGAAAGUUGGAGAAAUUCCCUAGAAGAUCUUAAAGAGCUUCACGUCCCAAGAACCUACACAUCAACUUCUCUCAGGCAAGCAGAACGCAACGAACUGUAUUUAUUUUCAGAUGCUUCAACCAAAGCAAUUGGUGCUGUAGCCUACCUGAAAGCAGUCCAACAAGAUGACAAGGUUGAGGUAGGAUUCAUUAUGGGCAAGGCAAGACUUGCUCCUCAAUCAGAACCCACUAUACCAAGGCUUGAACUGUGCGCCGCUGUCUUGGCAGUCGAGAUGGCCGAUCUAAUUCAGGAGGAGUUAGACCAACAGCUGGAUGCAGUUCAUUUUUACACAGACAGUAAAGUAGUUCUCGGCUACAUCUGUAACGAGUCAAAAAGAUUCUACACAUAUGUCCACAACAGAGUGCAGCGUAUUCGUCAGUCCUCCAAGCCAGAACAGUGGCAUUAUGUGCGCACAGAGGAAAACCCUGCAGAUCAUGCUUCACGAUCACUCACACCAUCUCAACUGGCAAAAACAAUAUGGUUCACCGGACCAUCCUUCAUCUAUCGUUCAUCUGCAGAAACAAACCAAGCAAGUGGGAAGUUUGAGUUAAUUGAUCCAGAAAAAGACUGCGAAUUAAGGCCACAAGUUAAAACACUGGCGACUAACCUUCAAGUCCUCACAUGUAAAGGCUUCCAACGCUUCUCUACCUUCAAGUCAUUGGUCAGAGCGAUAGCUUUCCUCAUUCACAUCGCAAAAUCAUUCAAUGGCAGUAAUCCAAACAGAAAAUGCAAAGGAUGGCACAAAUGUCACCUACCUCAAACACUGGACGAAAUGACUCGCGCUAAACAUAUCAUUCUCAAGGAGACACAACGAGCAACGUUUGGAAAAGAACUGUUGGCUCUUCAAGCUGGAAAACCAAUUCCCACACAAAGCCCUCUACAAAAACUCAGCCCAAUCCUGGAUGAUGGCCUUAUAGUUGUCGGAGGCCGAAUCAAGCACUCUGAUUUUGAGGACUUUGAAAAGAACCCAAUAAUCAUUCCCAAGGACUCUCACAUUUCUCUCCUGCUCACUCGUCACCACCAUGAGCAAGUAAAACACCAGGGUCGCCACCUGACAGAAGGCGCAAUAAGGGCUGCUGGGCUUUGGCUUAUAGGUGGCAAAAGACUUGUCAACUCUGUGAUCCACAAAUGCAUUAUUUGCCGCAAACUACGUGGUAAACAGGAAGAACAACGCAUGGCAGAUCUGCCAUCAGAACGCCUUAAAAUGUGUCCUCCUUUUACUUAUGUGGGCCUUGAUGUUUUCGGGCCAUGGACAAUAACUACCAGGCGUACUAGAGGUGGACAAGCCCAAAACAAGCGCUGGGCCAACAGAGAUCGUGCCUUCUACCACCUCCUGGAGAAUUCUUGGAGAAGGACUUGUACACUAAGCAAUGGAGGCAAGUUCAGGCUCUUGCCAACCAGUUUUGGAUGCGUUGGAGGAGGGAGUACCUGCCCUUACUACAAAAGAGACAAAAAUGGACUCAAUCUAGAAGAAAUCUGCAAGUCGGUGACCUUGUUUUGCUCAAAGACAAGCAGGUCACACGCAACAGCUGGCCUAUGGCCCGGGUCACUGCAACAUUCCAUGGAAAGGACAAUCGUGUAAGAAGGGUCGAAGUUAAAGUCAGUGACCAAGGCAACAUUAAGACAUUUAUGCGACCAGUGACGGAAAUCAUCCUCCUCCUCCCCAAAGACUGAUUCUUUCAAGGUUUAGUUAAGCUUAUGGUGCCCCCUACGGGCCAGGCGGGGAGUGUGUUGCCUUUAAGGCUGUAUAAAUAAUUUCAUAUGGUUACAAUGUUGUAAAAAUGUUUUAAUAAGUUAAGUAAUCCUUUCGAUCUUGUAAUAAUAGAUAAUUCAUAGUUUAAGUUGAAAAAAUAUUGUCGUGAAACGCUACUUCCGGUUUCGCCGCGCUACUUCCGGUUUCGCUACAGGAUGUUAUGAAGUAGCCAUGUUGUGGAAUGCGGUCAGACUUACAUCUGUUGCCAUCUGCUGUGAUUCAUUAACGAGGCAAUGCCGUAAGUCGUGUGUCGUUUUAAUCUUAAUGUUUACGCUGAUAUUUUGCUAUUAUUUUGUUAACUUUAUUGGAGGAGCGCACUUUAUUUUCAUGUUCUCUUCAGCUAUUCGC
Molecule: messenger RNA, 6046 nt
Organism: Syngnathus typhle (broad-nosed pipefish)
Lineage: Eukaryota; Metazoa; Chordata; Actinopteri; Syngnathiformes; Syngnathidae
Exons: 2
Coding region: 389-5527 (1712 amino acids)
Source: RefSeq, a predicted model, not a curated record